AUGGCUUCGUAUCUGGUCACAGGGGCAUCCCGCGGUCUUGGGUUUGAGUUCCUCCGCCAGUUGUCUGACAAGUCAGGCAACAUUGUGAUUGGUCUCGUCCGCAACAAACAGGCCACAAUCGAAAAGAUCAAGCGCGAACUCUCUACACGGAAAAAUGUGCAUAUCAUCCAGGCCGACAUCAACGACUAUGAAGCUCUCAAGGCUUCUGUUAAUGAGACUUCCAAGAUCACUGGUGGAAAGCUUGACUACAUCAUUGCAAAUGCAGGUCUAGUCUCUCCUUGGUCCGCUUACGACCCUCUCGGUGUUCUAGGCGAACAGCCUGAGAAGCUCGAGGAGGACUUGCUCACCUCAUUCAAGGUCAACGUAGUCGGCAACAUCCACCUGUUCAACCUUUACGUGCCACUCCUCCUCAAGGGUCAGGCUAAGAAGGCCAUCACGCUAUCCACGGGUAUGGCCGACCCGGAUUUCGUUUCCAAGUUUUCCAUUUCCGUUUCAGCACCCUAUUCAAUUAGCAAAGCCGCGGUCAACCUAGCUGUUUCCAAGUUCGAUGCCCAGUAUAGAAAGGACGGCGUACUUUUCAUGGCCGUUUCACCAGGUAUGGUCGACACAGGCCACUAUGAUGACGCGACGGAGGAGCAGGUCCGGAAGGCGGGUGAAAUGUUGCAGCAGUUCCAAGCCUACGCACCCAGCUUCACUAAGCCGAUAACCCCCGAAGAGUCUGUCACUGCAGUCUUGUCUGUGAUGCACAAGGCUAGUAUCGAAGCUGGCAAUGGCGGCUCAUUUGUGUCUCACUUCGGAAAUAAGCAGUGGCUGUGA
Fusarium keratoplasticum is the source of this 816-nucleotide messenger RNA. RefSeq lists its product as uncharacterized. NCBI's taxonomy places the organism in Eukaryota, Fungi, Ascomycota, Sordariomycetes, Hypocreales, Nectriaceae. Gene Ontology annotation, molecular function: oxidoreductase activity, acting on the CH-OH group of donors, NAD or NADP as acceptor. Bases 1 to 816 code for a protein of 271 amino acids. The transcript is spliced from 5 exons. The record is from RefSeq and is a predicted model, not a curated record.